Molecule: messenger RNA, 1428 nt
Organism: Athalia rosae (coleseed sawfly)
Lineage: Eukaryota; Metazoa; Arthropoda; Insecta; Hymenoptera; Athaliidae
Exons: 2
Coding region: 89-1318 (409 amino acids)
Biological process (GO): apoptotic DNA fragmentation
Cellular component (GO): nucleus; mitochondrial inner membrane
Molecular function (GO): single-stranded DNA endonuclease activity; nucleic acid binding; RNA endonuclease activity
Source: RefSeq, a predicted model, not a curated record
AUGGCUGAGAUACUCGUUGCGGGAGAACACCUUCGCUCAGAGUCUGCCAUUGCGGCAGCUUUCUAUCACCUUCUAUCGAACGCCAACGAUGACCUUCCGAUUAAUCGUCUUUGUUGCACUUGCAAUUGCGUCCAGUGCACAUGCCUUGCCGACUCGAUCCGCCUCGUCGGGAUGCUCCGUUUCCAUAAACGAAGACUUGAACGAGCCACAGCCACUGGUGCUCGUCGCGAAAAACUUGGGAGUUGGCUAUCGUUGGCCCGUGGACACCACUGGUACUCUAAAGUUCGCCGCCAACGAAGAAUUCCGUUUGGUAUGCAGCGGAAACGGUAACUACCUGAUGGAUGUCGGCGAUAAUAAAAUUCAGGAUAUCGCGGCUUACUGCGUAAGCGACAAAACCUUCCUCGUGAACUCCGUCGAAUACGAGUUCGCUGACUUGGUGUGUAAAAAGACGGUCCCCAGUGUGGUACGAAAAACCGGGAAAACUUGUCUGAAUUCUUACACCCAGUUAGAGAUCGGUUUCGACCUUGGCAAGGAUUUCCUCGGGACCAUGGACGUAUGCAGAGAUCAGAAUACCUUCGUCACUUACUACGUCAAGGUGAACUUGCCCAAAUCUAUCGGCGGCUUCCAAUCGGGCUAUCCGCGUCCUUCGUGGUCGCAGAGUGACUUUUGGGGACCUUACGCCAUCGGUGAUCUAUACUACAGGCCGGUCCAGAAAUCCACCAUGUCUUUAAUUUUGAAAUCUGAAGACCUCGGUCAAACUUACAUCAGCAGUACGACGAACUACUACUUUGCUAGGGGUCAUCUGGCUCCGAAGGCGGAUUUCGUUUACGGUUCGGCGCAACGUUCGACUUUUUGGUACAUCAACGCGGCUCCACAGUGGCAAACAUUCAACGCAGGUAAUUGGAUGUUCCUGGAAUCGGACGUGAGGAAAUACGCGAGCAGUUCGCAGCUUGAUCUCGAGAUUUUCACGGGCGUUCACGGUAUCGCGACUCUACCCGAUGAGAAGAGUAUCAGGAGAGAGCUAUACUUUUACGCCACCGGAAAAGAAAGGGCCCUGCCGAUUCCGAAGUUCUUCUGGAAGAUCGUCUACGACCCCAUCAGUCGAAAGGGGACCGCGUUCGUGGGAGUGAACGACGUUUACGUUACCGAGCUUACUGACGAUCGGUUCAUCUGCGAAGACGUCAGCGGAAAAAUUCCAUGGCUCUCCUGGCAGCCCGCAAGCAUUCGAAAGGGAAUUUCUUACGCGUGCGCCAUUGACGAUCUCCGAAAAGUGGUUCCAACUUUACCAAAACUCGACGUCGCCGGUAUAUUGAGUUAGGUGUACCGAGCUUCGACAAAUCUAUGAAAUCACACCAAAUAUUAUUACGAAACAUGUACUCAAAAUACUCAAGCGGUUGAUCGAACGACCAAAAAAUAUUUAUGCAUCUU